AUGACCACCACAUACAACUUUUCUAACAAACUGGAGGGAGAUGAGGGUUGGUAUGAUGGCUUUGAGCCACAUAAAGUGGACUUAUCUUCCCUCAAACGGAAGAGUAUGUUACAGCUUCGAGCUCGUGCCUGGACACUUCACCAGUACCAGACUUUCUCCCAGGAUGUUGUCUGUGGACUCAUGUUCUGGUGUGCUGGCAGGGAGAAGCCCACCCACAUUCAUUCUCGUCCCGAUGCGCAACUGAACUUUUUUAUCUCUGGUGGUGUGGAGAUUCCCCAUUUGGGACUCAAUUUGCGUCUGAGAUACAAAGACGAUCCGACAUCGAAAAAAGAUCAGUAUCUGAAACUUGCCAUCAUAUGGACCGUGUGGGACGGAAGUGACCUGCAUCAGAGAGAGAUAACAACCACUCCGGAACGGGCAAGCGGCCCCGGAACAGAGGACCAUACCUUCUCCGCCAGACUGCGUCAAGUUAACCUCACACCAAUAAGCCUCACGGAAGCGCAGGCCAGCUCUUGCCAAGGAAAUGCCGGCGCAGAUGGAUACCAGGCUCGCUGGGCAUCCAAGGUUGUCCCCUACGUCUAUGGGUUUGAUGUAGCCAAGUCAUAA
Molecule: messenger RNA, 606 nt
Organism: Penicillium paradoxum
Lineage: Eukaryota; Fungi; Ascomycota; Eurotiomycetes; Eurotiales; Aspergillaceae
Exons: 1
Coding region: 1-606 (201 amino acids)
Source: RefSeq, a predicted model, not a curated record